AUGUCUGGCAACGAGACAGAAGUGGUUCUAGACGCGGAGCAGUGGGUGCGAGAGGCGGAAGACCACAUCCGGGACAUUAGAAACCAUGUGGAUGAAGCACAAGUGUCUGAAAAGCUGACCAGCACGGACGCCGGCAUUCACAUUAAUAUCAAGACUAUCGAAGGCCUGUUAUUCUGUGUCCACCUGUCCACCAGUGGCAUCAGGGUGGUCGGAAAUUUGUUUGACGACUGUACUCAAGAAUCGGACAGCAACGAGUUCUUUGAAACACUGCACGCUCUGCUGGAUAAACUUAGUCCAAAAUACAGGCAGUCUUUUGGCAAAGAGCUGCAAGAGAAACUGAGCCGCUUUCAAGAAGAGCUAAAUUAG
Molecule: messenger RNA, 366 nt
Organism: Neocloeon triangulifer
Lineage: Eukaryota; Metazoa; Arthropoda; Insecta; Ephemeroptera; Baetidae
Product: GSK3-beta interaction protein-like
Exons: 1
Coding region: 1-366 (121 amino acids)
Biological process (GO): regulation of canonical Wnt signaling pathway
Cellular component (GO): cytoplasm
Molecular function (GO): kinase regulator activity; protein kinase A binding
Source: RefSeq, a predicted model, not a curated record